AUGAAUGUUAGUUCGCAAUGUGACGGUUUAUUUAUUGAUAUCCAUGAUACUCUUUACUGUUCAAUGUCUUCUCGUCAACAAGUAGUAAAAAGAUCAUUAAAUGAUUCCCUGAUGACUUCAAACCGUGUUGCUGCUGGAACAGGUAUUCAAGGAUCAGCCUCGAAUGAACUUAAUCGUCCUGUUGGGAUCUUUCUGGAUGUCAACUUGGAUUUGUAUGUGACAGAUUGUCUAAAUGACCGAAUUCAGUUGUUUCAACCAGAGGAAUCAAAUGGCAUUACAGUAGCUGGAAGUACAUCAUUAAAUCCAACAAUUACACUUCGUUGUCCAACUGGAAUUGCCUUAGAUGCUGAGAGGUACUUAUUCAUUGUGGAUCAAGGCAACGAUCGAAUUGUUGGUUCAGACUCGGAUGGUUUUCGAUGUUUAGUUGGAUGUGAUGGAAUGGGUUCACACUCUAAUCAAUUGAGUUAUCCAUUUAGUUUGAGUUUUG
Messenger RNA from Adineta steineri, 487 nucleotides. The record is from the annotation of a GenBank genome assembly. Lineage: Eukaryota; Metazoa; Rotifera; Eurotatoria; Adinetida; Adinetidae.